Molecule: messenger RNA, 10175 nt
Organism: Sus scrofa (pig)
Lineage: Eukaryota; Metazoa; Chordata; Mammalia; Artiodactyla; Suidae
Gene: JMY
Product: junction mediating and regulatory protein, p53 cofactor
Biological process (GO): positive regulation of apoptotic process; Arp2/3 complex-mediated actin nucleation; intrinsic apoptotic signaling pathway by p53 class mediator
Cellular component (GO): cytoplasm; nucleus
Molecular function (GO): transcription coactivator activity; actin binding; Arp2/3 complex binding
Source: RefSeq, a predicted model, not a curated record
CCUUAAUGCUGACCACAAUGAGAACUCCUACAAUGGAUUUUUUUUUCUUUUGUCUUGCCUUUCAUAAGGGAUAUGUCUGAUUUCCAUUUGAGAGUUGCCACAAGUUCAGUUAUGAGCUUUGACAAUUUAUGGUUCACAUAAAGAACUGUAAAAAGCUUUUAAAACCUGUCCUAGUCCCUUUUGCUCAUCCUGCCCUACCCAAAGUGGCCCUUCCCAACACUCCUUUUUUGGUCAAAGCAGAUCUAUAGGUCUAAAAUGUCCAGCUGAGUGACAGGGCAAAAACUUUUUGCUGGUUUUUUUCAGACGUCAGGACAAUACUGAGGUAAGCAUGGAUGACAAUACAAGGUUAAUCUGUUCUCACAUAUCUUUUAGAAAUAUGAAUAAAAUUAAUCAUUCCCAUUGUACUUUACUGUGAACAGAGAAUAACUGCAAUAUGAAUUGGACACUAGCAGGAAAGAGAAUGCUAAUAAUAUAAACUGGAUUAUAAAAUCCACUAGUCAAUUUUAAGAAUGUAUUUCAGUAUGAAUAGCAGAAUUCCUCAGAUUUGCUUUUUUUUUUUUGGUAUGUGCAUUCUGGGAACUCUGAUAACUGAAUACAAUUUCAACAGGGCUCAAACCUGUGACCUCAAAACGAGGUUCACAGAACAGUACACAAUGAUGAAACCUGAAGCAAUAAACCACAGAUGAACCGAGAUGUAAGCAUUCAUACUGCUAGGACAGGGCUGCAUUUUCAUUUAUUUUGUUUUGGAGUUCUACUGGGUUGUCUUUCAGACACCUUCCCUUCAUUCCUUAAAAUGUCGGAAGGGUGUUAGGGGACAAUCCAAUAGUCUAGAUAGAUCCCAGUAAAGUUCAGCACAUAGUUCACAAAACGUUACCGAGUUAUUUCUGAAUGUAGGAAUUAUCCCUCUGGGCGAAUGGAGGAAAAUUUACACUUGAGGGUCCCUUUGAAUGGCUGGAGUUUAAAAAAUCUCAGUUCCUCCGUCUUUGUUCCUCUUUAACUGGGUUCGGAGACCACCUGUCCCGAAGGGCACACCUGCAACUCUCAAUGCCUGCAGUUCCCCGCCUCCAGCUCUCGAAGGGAGGUGCUGAGCGGGAAGAAAAGAGCCGGCGCGCGGCCGCCAGCGGACCGGGGCGGGGACGCCGAGGGGCGGAGCCGACGGGCGCGAGCGGGGUGUGCGCGCCGCCGCCGCGUCACCAGCGUGCGGCACGUGCCCGUGUUUACGUCCCUCGUGGAGCCGCCGACGUCAGCAGCCGAAUAGCAACAUUGUGGCGAUUCUGAGGCGCAGAGUUUAGGAGACCCGUCCCUCCAUCAGGCCGGCUCCAGGCGGUCGGCAAGAAGAGGCGGGGGGGCGGGGAGGUCGGCCCGAGUGAGCGGCGGAGAGGUAGAAGCCGCGGGCCCCUACCACCUUCCUGCCUGUCCGGCCCCGCGGAACCCUCGCCUCACCUCCGGAGCGCCUGAGACGCAGCACCGCGGCCUCGCUCGGGGGGCGGCCAGGGCGGGCGCGGGGAGCGGCCGCAGAACGGGGCUUGUAAACAGAUCCCGCCGCACGUGACCAUGUGAACUACCUGCUCCUGGGACGCGUAUUGUCUUUCCCGCGAGCCGCGCGACAAAGGAACGCGGCGGGUGCGAGUGCGGAGAGGCGAGCGAGCGAGUGCGGAAAGCCGGCCGGCGCGCUAAGAUGGCUGAAGGCGCCCGGCGAGGGUGAACGGGGGGCGCGGCGGAGCCAGCCGGUGACUCCUCGGGCGGACAGGGCCGCCGGCGUCUUCCCCGCGGCCUGGCGCCGGAGCCACCAUGUCGUUCGCGCUGGAGGAGACGCUCGAGUCGGACUGGGUGGCCGUGCGGCCCCAUGUGUUCGACGAGCGCGAGAAGCACAAGUUCGUCUUCAUCGUAGCCUGGAACGAGAUUGAGGGCAAGUUUGCCAUAACCUGCCACAACCGGACGGCCCAGAGGCAAAGGAGCGGCACCCGCGAGCAGGCGGGGGCGCGAGGGGGCGCCGAGCCCGGCGUACCCGCGUCCGACGGGACCCGCGGGCCGGGCAGCCCGGUGGGCAGGGGUCGGCCCGAGGCCAUUGCUUCCACGACUCUGGGCAGGAGUCCCGGGCCUCGGAGGCGUCCGGCAUGGGCGGAGGGCGGCCCUCCGCGGAGCGCGUGCAGCCUUCGGGGGGACCCGCUGCUGCGGAAUUCGGCCGGCCGAGGGGCGGAGAGCUCUCUCCGGAGCCCAGUGCGGACCAAGUCCAGCCCGGUCCGGAGGGCAUCUGAACGCAGAGAUGUGUCGGCGGUCCCCGGUGCGGCAGCCCCGCCGGCGCCCACGGAGGCCCAGGCGUCGUCGGUGCGCGUAGUGAGCGCCUGCGGGACGGUCACCGAGGAGAUCGAGGUGCUGGAAAUGGUGAGAGAGGACGAGGCGGACCCGGCGUCGUUGGCGCUCUCGGAUGCGGAGCAGCCGCCGCCCGCCCCCGAGCUGGAGUCCCCGGCCGAGGAGUGCAGCUGGGCCGGGCUCUUCUCCUUCCAGGAUCUGCGCGCGGUGCACCAGCAGCUGUGCUCUGUGAACUCGCAGCUGGAGCCCUGCCUGCCGGUGUUCCCCGAGGAGCCCUCAGGCAUGUGGACGGUGCUGUUCGGGGGCGCCCCAGAGAUGACCGAGCAGGAGAUCGACACGCUGUGUUACCAGCUCCAGGUCUACCUGGGCCACGGCCUGGACACCUGCGGCUGGAAGAUCCUCUCCCAGGUACUCUUCACCGAAACGGACGACCCGGAGGAGUAUUACGAAAGCCUUAGCGAGCUGCGGCAGAAGGGCUACGAAGAAGUGCUUCAGCGGGCCCGGAAGCGCAUCCAGGAGAUUUCUAUGGAGAAUGAUUACCUGGGUCCCAGAAGAAUUGAAAGUCUACAAAAAGAAGAUGCCGAUUGGCAGCGGAAAGCUCACAUGGCUGUACUGUCCAUUCAAGAUCUUACUGUCAAAUAUUUUGAAAUAACAGCUAAAGCCCAAAAAGCUGUGUAUGAUCGAAUGCGAGCAGAUCAGAAGAAAUUUGGUAAAGCAUCAUGGGCAGCAGCUGCUGAACGUAUGGAAAAACUCCAGUAUGCAGUUUCUAAGGAGACUCUGCAGAUGAUGAGAGCUAAAGAAAUAUGUUUGGAACAGAGGAAACAUGCACUAAAGGAAGAGAUGCAGAGUUUGCAGGGCGGUACAGAAGCCAUAGCUCGAUUGGAUCAGUUAGAAGCUGAUUAUUAUGAUUUGCAACUUCAGUUAUAUGAAGUGCAGUUUGAAAUCCUGAAGUGUGAAGAGUUGCUAUUGACAGCACAACUGGAAAGUAUCAAAAGACUUAUAUCAGAAAAGAGAGAUGAAGUAGUAUACUAUGAUACUUAUGAAAGCAUGGAGGCCAUGCUGGAGAAGGAGGAGAUGGCAGCAUCUGUGCAUUUACAGAGAGAAGAGCUACAGAAACUUCAACAGAAAGCCCGCCAGCUGGAGGCAAGACGUGGACGGGUUUCAGCCAAGAAGGCAUACCUCAGAAAUAAAAAGGAAAUUUGUAUUGCAAAACACAAUGAAAAAUUCCAGCAGCGCCUUCAGAGUGAAGAUGAAUAUAGAACCCACCACACAGUACAGCUCAAAAGAGAAAAGUUACAUGAAGAAGAAGAAAGAAAAAGUGCCUGGGUUAGCCAAGAAAGACAGAAAACACUGGAUAGACUUCGAACCUUUAAACAGAGGUACCCAGGCCAAGUCAUACUUAAAUCAACGAGAUUGCGACUUGCUCAUGCAAGAAGAAGAAGUGCAGCCAGUCCCGUGUCCUGUGAAGACCAGUGCCACUCUCUGCCAGGAGCUCCACAGGUAGAGAAAAGCGAGGAAGUGGAGGAAGGAAAAGGCAAGCUCCGGUCGUCACAGACAACAGAAGCUCAGAGCCUCACACAACUUGAAGAUAAUUCAUUAGCACAACUUGAAGCCACUUUAUUACCUCUCAGUGGUGUUACCUCUGAACUGCCUCCCACUGUAUCGCUUCCUCUUUUAAAUAAUAUUGACCUUAAAUCAGGUUCUGUUAGUGUAGAUCCACUGCCACCACCUCUUCCUCCAACACCUCCCCCACCGCCUCCACCCCCACCUCCCCCACCGCCACCACCUCUGCCUGUUGGUAAGGACAGCACCCCAGAGACACUGGAGAAAGGUCUGCCCAGAGUAGGGGGCAAUGAGAAGAGGAUUCCGAAGUCUGCUAGUGCCCCCUCAGCACACCUCUUUGACAGCAGCCAGCUGGUCAGCGCCAGGAAGAAGCUCAAAAAGACGGCUGAAGGUUUGCAGAGGAGAAGAGUGAGUUCACCCAUGGAUGAGGUGCUAGCUUCCUUGAAGCGUGGUAGUUUUCAUCUGAGAAAAGUUGAACAGCGAACUCUGCCUCCUUUUCCUGAUGAAGAUGAUAGUAAUAAUAUCUUGGCGCAAAUAAGGAAGGGGGUAAAAUUGAAGAAGGUACAGAAGGAAGUCUUGAGAGAAUCCUUCACACUUCUGCCCGACACAGACCCUCUAACACGGAGCAUCCAUGAAGCUCUUAGAAGAAUCAAGGAAGCAUCCCCUGAGUCAGAGGAUGAAGAGGAGGCGCUGCCUUGCACAGACUGGGAAAACUAACAAGUGACUCAAGAGAAAGGAAAAAUACCUACAGUUGAACGUCUGCUCUUAUUCUUUAGGAAAACAAAAUUUAAACAUUUGGUUCCACAGUUGGAUUCCAUUAGACCCAAAGUGCACUGGCUCAGUGGUGUUUUGAUAAAGGAAGCACAAUUGGAAAGUUUAGCACUUUUCUGAGUCAUUCCAAUAGAUGGUGGUUAAGAUGAGUUUUAGAUGUUCAGUGUUCCUGACUGCAGUGAAGAAAAGGCCUUCUGAAGAUUGCUGUUUUUAAAGCACCUUUCCCACCUGUCCAGCCAUUUAUAUCCUCGUAGUGGCCAGUAAAGCUAGGGGUUGCUAUGAAUUGGAAGAACACUGGGUUGACAAAGCUACUGUGAGCUGUAUCGGGACUGCUUUGAAAUCCAUCGUUCAGUGCUCUCAAUAGUCAUCUGCUCAAAAUACAGAGCUUCUUCCUUAUCAGCUUAAAUAAGUAUUGUGACACUCUGAAAAAGAAGUUAAUUGUGGUAGCUGUAGAACAGGAAGUGGAAGAAAUCAGAGGGAAAUGCACUGAUAAUUCCCGCAUUAUUCAUCUUCAAAGGAAUUUUCAUAAAGAUAUUCAACAACAUCUGAAAAGAUACAUAAUCAUGGAGAUACACCUAUAAAUGUGUUUACCACGACGUGAUACAUUUAACAUGGCAUAUUUUUAGAAGACCACACACUUAACGGUUUGUAAGGUUUCAGAGUAAAAAUUUCCAUGCUUUUAAAUAGCUCUUCAUAAUUGUGAAUUUUUAAUAGUUUGAAUUUUAUGUGUGGCUUUGUUUAUGAGAAGCAAUACUUUGUAAUUUGAUAAUAUUCAAAUUAUUUUUAGUCUUUUUGUUUGAACUGUUGCUUGAUUACUAUAACUCAACAUGACUUUCCUAUUGAGAAUCAAAAAUCAGGAUUCAGUAAUAGGGAUGCAGAUCUUAAGUGUUUUUAACAUGCAUCAUUUAAAAUUUUAUUUGUAUGCUCCAUAGUGAAAUAUGCAGAAAGUAGACAGGAGGCAGAAAAGCCUCUUUGGCUGGCAUUUCACUAUCUUCACAUGCUUUGAGUUGAAUUUUGGGAGAGAGCCUUUGUUAUUGUCACUAAAUUGUUAACCAUAUGUAUGUAGCUCUAGGUGCCGAUUUUGCUAUAAGAGAGUCCUGAAGAAUUGCAUUCAUCUGAAUGGAGCCGUUAGGAAUUCUCAAGAGGACUGUUGUGGGUUUGAAUGAAGGUAGAUAUGAUGGACCCAGUUUACAGCACUCUGUAGAGUGUAAUUCUGUAUAAGACAGGCCUUAACCUUUAUGGAAAUGGAGUUAAGGGCUGAAGUACCAAAAAGGACUUUAUUUCUUAUGGCGCAAUUCUCUGGCCUGGAGCCAGAAAGCAAGCAGUCCUGGAAUACAAGGCCUCCAGUGUAUCAGAACUGGUAUUGUGAAGAAAAAAAAAAAAAAUGCUCACACUUUUGUCACCUGAAAAUGUUACUUCCUUUAAAAUAAUUAAAGAAAAUUUUCUGGAAACAGGUUAUAUAAAACAAAAUCUGCUUAAAUGUUGGUAAUGUUUAUUGAUGACUGUGAGCAUUUUCACAAUAUGUUGGUUUUAUUCUAGCAUCAUUCUCAUACCUUGUCUGGGAAUAUUAGAAAUACAGAUCUAAUAUAAAGUUAAUCUUUAUUCCCUGAUUACAGUGGAAGGAGAGGUUGUAGAUGUUUUUUUAAAAUGUUCAGCAGAGCAUUGAAACAUGCCUUUUAACCUAAAGAAUGACUCAUUUGACUUGAUUAUAUAUUUGAGAAAAUUUUUAAAGCAAAUUUGCAAACCUUAAAUAAUCAUGUGUAAGUUUUAUGCCGUUGCAUUUUUGUUCAUAACAUAGUUUUUGGUUUUCUUUCAUUCAUUGACAUUAGAAUACUGGAGGUCUAGUGUCAGUAACAGCAGAAGCACUGAGACUUUAGUGUGUCAAGGGGGAAUUGCUACCCACUUAGUGUUACAGCAGGGAUUUCAUUAAGACAAUGCUCAUUUAUAAAAAGGUCCUAUCAUCUGUUGUCCUGAGCCAUGUUGUAGUAAGUCUCUAGCAAAUAAUGCAGGGUGUUCAGACCCCUCUGAAUCCUUUAGGAGUGCACCCACCGCUGUAAAAACCCCCCCUGCGGCACUCCAGGAAGGUUAUCUCACACUUGAAGACAGAGACUCGUUAGCAGCCGCCUGUGCUCAUGCGCUGCUAAACAGCUUUCUCCAACACAUCUACUUCCCUUCCUCCAGAGUCAUGUUCCUCCUUCCAGAAAAUUACAUGUAACUAUAGGUCGUGAACCUUUAAAGUUCUCACAAAUAUUAAAAUUUCAGAUAACUACAGUCUAUGUGUCCAGUUAAAUCCUCAUAUUCAUGAAAAAGCAUUCUGAGAACCCAACGAAAGUUAAAUAAGCAUGAUCUCCUUUUUUCCCCCUGCCCCUCAUAAAAUGAGUAUCUUUGUCCUUAGUAUAAAAUUUGUAUAUAUUUAGUUGUGAUGGUACUUAUAUAUGAUCAUGUUCCAGCUCCAAACUUGCCUGUGCUAUUUAUAUGGUUUUAAAUAUUUGAUAGUUAAAUUUCUCUUCAUGUAUUAUUUCCAUAUCAAGAACCCACAAACAGCUGCCUGCUUAUCAAUUUAGAAUUUAAUUUACCAAUCUGGUCUCAACUGCAGUAUACUUAAAAUAGGGAAACAAGUAGAUGAUGAUUUGGAUGUUUGGAGAUUAAUGUUACAGCUCAUUGGAAUGUCAAUUUUAAAUAUUUCUUCUAAUACAACUAAAAUGUGUAUGUAACCAAUAUGGCAUAUAUAGAAAAGGUAUUCCCAGUGAUUUAAAAUCCUAAUGGUACUGUAGUAUAGCAGCAUGAGGAAAUACCUGGCUAAAGAGGAUUUUUUAAAGAUGAGAAUUGCUGACUUAAUAGGUUCAUUGAGUUUGAGCAGCAUAAAAACAAUCACUCCUUAGUUGUUCAUUGUUGAACCGACAUAGUCUGUAAAAUGCAUUUUUUAAGUGGACUCUUAGACACAGCUAUGACAGUUGAUCAGGUAUAGUAUUUCCACAGUAGAAAUAUGAGACCUUUCUCAUUACAUGAACCCAUAGCAAAUUUUCAAUUCUGUGUAAUGAAGAAGGAAAAAAAAACUUGUUUCUACGAAGCUAAACCGUGUAGCAAUAUUUGCUAACGUAAUGGUUAACGUAGGUGUGGCCUCUUUAUGUCAUAAAAUGUAUUAAAAUUGGCCGUAGCAGACACUAAGAACUAAAACUCAGUGGAACAAAAAUGAAUGGGCAGCACCCUCUCUGGAAUGGGAGCGGUGUGUAAUUAAUACAAUUUAAUUUUAUGCAUUCCCUAAGACUCCAUUUUUAAAUUGUGUUCAUUGCAUGCAUGUAUAAGGAUAGUGUUUGCUUUCACUGAAUACAAGCUUAUUUUUUUAACCUUUAAUAAUUAUGUACUUAACAUCAGAUACCAACCUGUAAAGUGCUAACGGGACCUUAGAGUUAAGGCUUUAUCAGGGAGUUGAAAUUUCAUAUACUUUGCCAGAUGAUUUAUAAAAAGUCGUUUUGAACAGCUGUAAAGCAUUUAAAAACCGUGGCAGGUGCAUUGUUAAUAUGCAUCCAUUUAGUAGUGAAAGCAGAAACGUGAACAAGUCUUACUUAAUUCUUGCCCUGAAUUUAAAUAAUAAAUGUGCAUUUUAAACAGAUUAUAUUUCCCCUUUAUUGCUUAGCUUAGAAGCACAUUUGUGCUUAGUGUUAGAGGAUUGACCACAAGGUGAUAUCAGAUGAAGAGGUAAGAAGACAGUAGAAGCACCUUACUCUCGGAGCGUGUUGCAUUCUUUUAGUGCUACUAAACAAUUCAGUAGUUAUUUCUGAACUUUGCUGCAAAGUGCUAUUUGAAGCACAUGAAAAAAGAGUCUCUGCUUAAUUGAUUUGUAAAAUGAAGCAAUGAUAUUUUUUAUCCUAUAAAUAUAAUCUAAUUUAAAAGUAUUUCCUACAAAAUGAGUUUAUAUUGCUGCCUAAGCUGUCAUCUAUGUAAGCAACGGAUUUUUAAAGGCCAGAGGGAGUCUGGAUUCUGUGUGUGUGUCUAUGUUUUAAAUGUUUGCCCAUUAAAUUCUUGCAAAGACAUGUUCAUUCUAAAAUUUUCUGUUUUACCUACAGUAAACGUACAGCUUGGCAUUUAAAGACUUUUUUUUUGGUCUUUUUAGGGCUGAACCUGUGACACAUGGAGGUUCCCAGGCUAGCGGUCUAAUUGAAGCUGUAGCCCCCAGCCUAUGUCACAGCCACAGCCAUGCGAGAUCCGAGCCUCGUCUGCGACCUACACCACAGCUCACAGCAAUGCCGGAUCCUUAACCUGCUGAGCAAGGCCAGGGAUCGAACCAGCAACCUGACGGUUCCUAGUCAGAUUCAUUCCUGCUGCGCCACGACGGGAACUCCACAUUUGAAGACUUUUAAUUGAAUUCCAAUUCAUAAAUGUCUCUCCCCUUCUCCAGACAUACUUAUUAUGCCAGUAUAAGGUGCAUGUACAGAAAACACCUCUGAGGUUUACAUAUUAAAUAUUUUACCAGUGUUAUCGCACACUGAAUAUCAAAAGCAGUCAUUUGUUUUGAGGGUUAGAGGAAAGUUUGGGGAUUUGAGGGGUCAGGUAUGACUAAGAGAGGCUCCAAUUGGUGAGUUAAGGAAAGUCUGUGGAAAGUGAUGUUUAGAUGUAUACAAAAGGUAUGGGUGUUGGUUAUAGAGUUCAAUUUUAACAAGAAAGUUCGUUUUUUAAAAAAACUUGCAUGUUCUAUGGUUUAUUAGCAAAGAGUGCAACAAGUUAUUCAGGCUUUCCCCAGUACUAAUUAUAUUGGUUUCAAAAAUUCUCCACAAUCACAAGAUGACAUUUUCCUUUCAUUUAUGAACCAAGAGGGGUAGGGAGAUAGUACAACCCAUGCAGUGACUUUUUGACUUCUUCGACUUGGGCAGAAUCCCUACUGUUUCAUUGAAUUUCUUACUGUACUGUAUGUCUUACCAAGUGUGAAACCAUAAUAUAUAGUUGAUGGAAAAUCAAAGGUUCCAGAUCCUUUUGCAUGAAUAUAAAGCUCAUUAGGGCCAAUGAAACUGACAUGUUUUUUAGCCUUUCUGGUAAAAUGAAAAUUUUAAUGGCAAACCAAUUCACCAUUUACUAGCUUUGUGCAAUAUUAUAAUGGUAGAAGCAAAACACUAGCACAUUGUGCUUGGCUUUUCAGGAUGGCUUAAACACCAUCACACUAAAAGGACAGUAUGCGAAGUGUAUUGUAAAUGGCAGCUCUUGCAGAUUUACAAUAUUUAAAUAUGCUCGGUUAUCCUAAAGUAUUAAAAGUACAAAGAAAAAAACUAAGCAGGCAUUUAGAGCAAUACUAUGAAUUCUUCAAUAAUUGUUUUGACGGUUGCCUUUUGCUCUUUAGUGCAACUUUUCUGCAUUGUAAUUAUUGUAUUGCUUUGUAUUUCAUGUUUUUUACACCCAUGACUUCAGAGUUAAGUACUUGUACACCAAGUAUUGCAAUCACCUUUCUCUUCUUGUACAUGCAAUGUAACAACAUACAGUUUUGGUGCUUAACAAUAUUCCUUUUUUUCUUUAAUAAAAGAUAUUUAUUGAGUUAA